Heterobasidion irregulare TC 32-1 is the source of this 801-nucleotide messenger RNA. RefSeq lists its product as uncharacterized. The transcript has a single exon. Gene Ontology annotation, molecular function: nucleic acid binding; zinc ion binding. NCBI's taxonomy places the organism in Eukaryota, Fungi, Basidiomycota, Agaricomycetes, Russulales, Bondarzewiaceae. The coding region runs from base 1 to 801 and encodes 266 amino acids. The record is from RefSeq and is a predicted model, not a curated record.
AUGUCUUCCUCCUCUGCUCUCCUCCCUCUCCUCAACGGCACCCACCACCUGUCCCCACUUGCUCUCCCAGUGCCGGAGCCCUUCUCACACUUCCCCAUGACCGACAUCCACAACGCUCUCCCUUACCCGUACGCCGACCCCUUCCCCGGAAACCGGCUCCCUCCUAUCCCCGUCUUCGACAACACAGGUCGACCCAUCUCACGCCCCAGUAGCCCAUCAUACGAUCCUGAACAGGCAGCUAGGGAACACGAGAUCCAUCAUUCGACACCCGUGUCACCACCACGAGCUGGAUCGCCGUCGGACUGGAUAAACCAUGUCCGCGAGGCGGAAAGAGCAGGAGCUGCGGCUCACCCACCUUCGCCGCUGAUCAACGGCUGGCCGCGAGAUGGCGUUCGCGCUGCGGAACGGGUCUGGCCUCCUCUUCUCGAUCCUUCACCCUCUCCCCCUCCCCUCGUACUGCCACCACCUGCCACUGACACACGACUUUGUUGGGAAUGCGAUCGCCCAGGACACCUCAUCGCCAAUUGUCCCAUCACACGCAUCCGCCGCCGCACUGACCUCACUGCCCGGAACUUUAUACGGGACUACGAAGUGUACGGCGAAGUGGUCGAACUCCUCUCGACACAACUAGAGCAUGUGGCGGAGAAUUACGGGUACUACUGGCACAUCCGGGACAGGAUGAUCGAUGACGCCCGUUGGGAAGGACAUCCGACACGUCAUACCCCCGUCAUGGAUCCCCGCACUUUCAUGGCUCUCCCCAUCCGCGAUCCUGAUGCCGUCACGAGCCAACGACGAGUGUAA